Plodia interpunctella (Indianmeal moth) is the source of this 1990-nucleotide messenger RNA. It is a transcript of the gene APP-BP1, whose product is annotated as NEDD8-activating enzyme E1 regulatory subunit-like. The transcript has a single exon. Gene Ontology annotation, biological process: protein neddylation. Lineage: Eukaryota; Metazoa; Arthropoda; Insecta; Lepidoptera; Pyralidae. The record is from RefSeq and is a predicted model, not a curated record. Bases 348 to 1955 code for a protein of 535 amino acids. Gene Ontology annotation, cellular component: cytoplasm. Gene Ontology annotation, molecular function: NEDD8 activating enzyme activity.
GAAAGUGACAUGAAUUGAGUGAGGUUAUAUAACCCGUAGAUAUUUUUUUUGUUAGUUUAGUUUAUUCAUAAGAAAAGGGCAAAGGAAGUCUAUAUAGUAAUCGUCUUUAACUCUGUCAAUGUCAAUAAAUGACAUCAACAUUCGUGAAAAAUAAGUGGAAAGUCGCCCGCUCGUAGGAGUCGUAGGUAUCUAACUACCUAGUCGGUUUGCGGUCGGCCGGCAUAGGUACUCACUCGGCAUUUUUCAAUUGCAAUCGUAUAGCUUUGGCCAAUUUGAAAUAAUUUAUUUAUUGUUUUUGUUUAGCAUUAAUAAGUUUUAAAUAAUCCCUAAUAUAAAGCCGGAACACAAUGGCAUCACCAUCUCCAAAAUCACCGGAACAAAGCGAGAAGAAUAAGCAAUAUGAUCGUCAACUCCGCUUGUGGGGUGAUCACGGACAAUUAGCCCUUGAAAGUUCUCAUAUUUGUUUAAUAAAUGCAUCAGCUUUGGGUACAGAGAUUCUUAAAUCUAUUGUCUUACCUGGUGUUGGUGCUAUUACAAUUGUAGAUGAUGCUACAGUGAGUGAGGAAGAUAUUGGAUGUAACUUUUUCUUAGAAUGCUCCAGCAAGGGCUUAAAUAGAGGAUCAGAAGCUUUACGCCUUCUACUGGAACUCAAUUCAUCUGUACAAGGUCACGCCGUACAAGAGCCUCCGGACCAAAUACUUACAGAUAAUCCAGAAUUCUUUAAGGCAUUUAGUGUAGUUAUAGGAACAGGUCUUGGAGAAAAGACUAUCCAAUCUUUGGCACAACAUUUGUGGGAUAUAAAUAUUCCCUUCAUUUUAUGUCGUUCUGUGGGUUUCUUGGGAUCAUUUAGGAUACAAGUCAAAGAGCAUGCUGUUGUUGAAAGUCAUCCUGACAAUGAACAACCAGAUUUACGGUUAGAUGUACCAUUUCAUGCACUUUCUGAAUAUUUAAAUAGUUUUGAUAUUGAAACUGUUGAUUUGAAAGAUCAUGGCCAUAUACCUUGGAUUGUAAUUCUUUAUAAAGCAAUACAAAAAUGGCAAAUUAGGAAUCCUAACAGCUGGCCAAUGAGUAGGAAAGAGAAAGCAGAAAUCAAAACAUUGAUUGAAGAAUUUAUAAGAAAAGAUGAGAAUGGUGUACCAAUAAAUGAAGAAAAUUUUGAAGAAGCCCUAAAGGCUGUGAACACUGCAUUAGUGCCAACAUUUUUGCCUGUAAAAAUUCAGGAACUUUUAUACAGCAGUGCUGCCACUAAUUUGACUAAGGAGAGUGCUCCAUUCUGGAUAAUGUGUUCAGCACUGAGAAGCUUCAUCGAAGCCGAAGGGAAAGGCAAGUUGCCAGUGAGGGGCGUGCUGCCAGACAUGACUGCCUCCACGGAACAUUAUAUCAAAUUACAAAACAUCUACCGAGUACAAGCUGCAAUGGAUGCCGAAGUAGUUUACAGAAAAGUCCAACAAAUUGUUUCUCAACUUCACUGUGAUAGCAUUAGCGAGAGUGAGGUUAAACUGUUCUGCCGCCAUGCCAAUGAUUUGCACUUGAUCAAAGGUUCCAAUAUAGCAACUGAGUACCAACUGACAGGUUCAGUACCUACUUACAUAGCAAGAUAUCUGGAAGAACCUGACGUGAUGAUGGUUCAUUAUGUACUGCUGAGGGCAGCAGAAAUAUUUAUCUCUGAACAUUGUAGGUCUCCUGGAGAUUGGGAAUCUGAAGCAGAUAUUGGGAAACUGAAAUCCUGUGUUUCAAAACUGCUCAGUGAUAUAUCUUGCAAUCCUUUCCCAAAAGAUGAUCAUAUUCAUGAAAUGUGUCGGUAUGGGGGUGCAGAAAUACAUAGUGUAUCAGCUUUUCUAGGAGGUUGUGUUGCACAUGAAGCUAUCAAGCUUGUGACAAGACAGUAUAAGCCAGUAAACAAUACCUUUAUUUAUGAUGGAGCAUCCACGAAUACUGCUACUUUUACAUUUUGAAUACUUGAAAUCUAUCAAUAAAUGUAAUUGAACAA